AUGAUAGUAAGAAACGCUGCAGCGCGGCAUGGCCGCCGCGCGCUAGCGAGCCCAAUUUCACGAUCGACCCUACGACAACUCUCAUCGGAGAGCUUACCAACGGAGCCUGCUGUUGCCACGCCGCCGCCCAAGGCUCAAUUGCCCGCUGAUCACAUGAGGGACAAUUCUCUUGCGAUGUCAUCGAAGCAGUUAAAGAUGUCGAAGGCCAAGGAGACCAUCAUGACCCUAGGUUCUAACUCGACGCCCACACACGAGGGUCAGUCGUGGACAAGGUCUCGUAAGAUUGGGGGUUCCAAGGAGCUUACUCCCUGGGAUCAAUGGGUCGAGUUUCGAAAAAUCCGGGCCAAGACCAAGAAGCUGGGAUCGGUAGUAAAACGGCAGUACAACCCAACCGACCUCAUUAACGACCCGCCUAGACCGCAAGAUGUGACUCUUGAGCUUCUCAUGGCGUCGCAAACACACAUGGGUCAUCAUACAUCUCUCUGGAAUCCCGGCAACUCUCGAUAUAUCUACGGUGUACGCGAGGGUAUUCAUAUAAUUUCUCUAGAGACCACUGCUGCCCACCUUCGACGUGCUGCACGUGUUGUGGAAGAGGUGGCAAGAUGCGGUGGCCUUAUCCUCUUCGUUGGAACUCGAAAGGGACAGAUGGAAAUUGUUACCAAGGCUUCCGAGUUGGCAGGUGCAUGCCAUGUCUUUACCAAGUGGACCCCCGGUGGCAUUACGAACCGAGAUGCCAUCUUGAAGUACGCCACAACCAAGGUUGUGGAUGAAAAAGACCAGCCAUUGGAGGAUUUCGGGGUCUUCACGGAAAACGCCCGACCUCUUUUGCCUGAUCUGGUGGUUUGCUUAAAUCCUAAGGAAAACUACACUCUCCUUUAUGAGUGCGGGCUGAAGGACAUUCCUACAAUCGGUGUUAUUGACACUGAUGCUGAUCCUACAUGGGUUACCUACACUAUUCCCGCCAAUGAUGAUAGUUUGCGGUCAAUUGGUGUGAUUGCAGGUGUUCUGGGUCGUGCGGGUGAGCGAGGACAGGAGCUUCGUAAACUCGCCUCGGAGAAGAAGGAGACCAUCCCUUGGGAGACAUCCCCCACUCUGAACGACUUCAUGGCCAAACAUCGACGAAAUGUCCAGAAGGAGCAGCGGCUGGCUCUGAGUCGCGCGAAAGACAACGUCGUAGGAUUUACCGAGGAAGAACAGGACAUUCUUCAAUCCCAGUAUGCCAGGGCGGAGCUAGACAGCAGCGAGGCCGCGAUGCUCGAAUCACUGGGAGAGACCGCUACUGUGGAUGGAGUUUCAGAACCUACCACAUCUGCCCCCAACUUGGGGGAAAUUGAAGCCCAGCUUGCAAGCGUGAAGGCUAAGGCAGGGGAAGUUGAGGCUGAGCUUAAGGGGCUAAACAACUAA
Messenger RNA from Clonostachys rhizophaga, 1404 nucleotides. Lineage: Eukaryota; Fungi; Ascomycota; Sordariomycetes; Hypocreales; Bionectriaceae. The record is from the annotation of a GenBank genome assembly.